AUGGAUACAAAUGAAAAGCGGAAACGUGGCGACCAUGAAACCGAUCAACAGGUCGAAUCGGCCUCAAAGCAACGGAAGGUGAUCGGACCCUCCUUACCUUUGCCUCGGGAAGCAGCCGACGCGACGAAUAGUGCGGCUGACAGUGGUAUUGAUGAUGACAAUGAUGACGAUGACGAUGAUGACGAUGACUUUGGUCCAUGUCUUCCUCCAUCUGUUACAUUGAGCGUUUCUACGCACCCAGAGCCUCCGGCUCCCAGUGCGGCCGCGGCCGCGGCCGACUCGGAGGCAAAGGAGACCCAGCGCGAUCAAUGGAUGCUGCAACCUCCCUCUCAUUCUGACUGGACUUCCAAGGUCGAUCCCACCCAGCUACGCAGUCGGAAGUUCAAUACAGGCAAAUCAGCCACAGCACCUAAGAAUACGGAUUCUUCAUGGCUCGAGACUCCGGAGCAACGAAUGAGACGACUACAAGAUGCAGUUAUGGGCAUCAGUUCUUCGCCCGGUCAGAUUGCACCCCAGGUUGGUGUUUCAAACAAACAAUCGGUGGAAGACCAAAUCAAGAAAUAUAAGGAUAUGACUGGCACAAAUGUCCGCCUAGAAAACCAAGGUCAGGCGCAGACGGAAGAUGACGAUCCAAGUGGGCGCGCGUUUGAUCGCGAGAAAGAUAUGGCACUUUCUUCAAAGAUAUCUAGUGCCCAGCGCCGAGAGAUGGUCAAAAAAGCUGCGGAUUACAAUACCCGUUUUACAAAGGGUAACUUCCUAUAG
Molecule: messenger RNA, 762 nt
Organism: Penicillium paradoxum
Lineage: Eukaryota; Fungi; Ascomycota; Eurotiomycetes; Eurotiales; Aspergillaceae
Product: GPALPP motifs-containing protein 1
Exons: 2
Coding region: 1-762 (253 amino acids)
Source: RefSeq, a predicted model, not a curated record